Molecule: messenger RNA, 862 nt
Organism: Medicago truncatula (barrel medic)
Lineage: Eukaryota; Viridiplantae; Streptophyta; Magnoliopsida; Fabales; Fabaceae
Product: glucan endo-1,3-beta-glucosidase 4
Exons: 3
Coding region: 220-576 (118 amino acids)
Source: RefSeq, a predicted model, not a curated record
UGAUAUUUGUGACUGCUCACAAUCCAAAUCCUCAUUUUUGUGGGUUACACACAUGUGACCACUAGAAAUAUUGUCGUCCACAUGGAAUAUAAAAUAAUUUCUUAGCCUUUUCAAACACAUAACUUAUUUGGCCUUUUCUCUUCCCAUUAGUACUAUAUAGAUAAGUAGUAUAAUGUUGUUCUUGGUGUCUUAGCUAUCUAUUAACUCUUCAUUUUUACAAUGCCAAUAUCCAUAUUGAAGUUGAUGUUUCCUCUACUCUUCAUAGCUAUGAUUCUUCCAAAAUCUGCGAACGCCGAAUUCGAGCUAUGGUGUGUAGCAGAUGAGCAGACCACUGACUCUGAUUUGCAGGAUGCCUUGAAUUGGGCUUGUGGGAAAGGAGGUGCAGAUUGUAGCAAAAUUCAACAAGACCAACCUUGCUAUUUUCCAAACACAUUGAAAGACCAUGCUUCUUAUGCCUUUAACAGUUACUUUCAGAAAUUCAAGAACAAUGGUGGUUCUUGUUAUUUUAGAGGUGCUGCCAUGACAACAGAAGUGGAUCCUAGUCAUGAUUCUUGUCAUUAUGACUUCUUUCCCUGAUGGCAACUGAUAAUAAGACUCAAAGCUAGUACAUCAAAAAUUUGUGUUGGCCCUUUUUGUUGAAUACCAAUCAAGCAAUGUGUUCUACUACUUGAUUUUUGUUGAAACACAUGCUAAGAUUUUAAGAAUCAAUGAUAGAUUUUUUGUUCAGUGAAGAAUCACUUCAUUCUUAUGUUAAUUUUCUAAAUAUUAUUUCCAAUAUUAAUACCAUACUAUACCGUGUCAAAAAUUGAAUGUGUGUGACUUAGCUGCACAUGCUUAAUUUGCUGGAGGUUUACUCGUAUGA